Molecule: messenger RNA, 2325 nt
Organism: Talaromyces marneffei
Lineage: Eukaryota; Fungi; Ascomycota; Eurotiomycetes; Eurotiales; Trichocomaceae
Exons: 2
Coding region: 1-2325 (774 amino acids)
Biological process (GO): magnesium ion transport
Cellular component (GO): membrane
Molecular function (GO): magnesium ion transmembrane transporter activity
Source: RefSeq, a predicted model, not a curated record
AUGGCCAGUGCUAUACCCACCCCAUCGGCCUCGCCUGCAGCGCAAGCAUCCCUGUCAGAUCCUUCAUUUGAUUUACUAGCCCUCUUCUUCGGAACGCUAGACGAUGGAGACGAAGAAGGAAGACAUCAAAGAUGGUCAUCUUUUAUUGGGAUAAUAGUGGCUAUAUGUGGGAAUAUUCUCAUUUCAUUCGCUCUCAACAUCCAGCGGUAUGCCCACGUACGCAUCGAACAGGAAGCUGAAGGCGAACGAGUUCGUUUGAGGUCUCGGAGACGUUUGUCGACGAGCACGUAUGGUUCUGUGGAGGCUCCGUAUCGAGAUGAGCCGGACUAUGAGAGUGAUGCUCAACCCGCACGAUCCCGCAAUGGCCGAUAUCAACCCUACAGCAAUCAUGAUUCAAGGAAUGGAGACUCUGAUCACUUGGACCACUCGGUUCUUUCCGACAACACUCUGCGACCUGACGAUAAGACCUCAGAAAAUGGCGAUCGAAUCAGUUAUCUUCAUUCACCAUAUUGGUGGGCUGGUAUUGUGUUGAUGACGCUGGGAGAGAUGGGGAAUUUCCUUGCUUAUGGAUUUGCACCGGCUUCCAUUGUCUCACCCCUGGGAGUUGUUGCGUUGAUUUCGAAUUGCAUUAUUGCCCCGUUUCUCUUGAAGGAGAAAUUUCGUCCACGCGAUUUCUGGGGUGUCCUGAUUGCCAUUGCAGGUGCAGUGGUGGUGGUAUUGAGUGCGGAGACAUCCGAGACUAAAAUUGGUCCCCAUGAUAUUUGGGUGAUGAUUACGAAGUGGGAGUUUGAGGUGUACAUGGGUGUCACUGCUGGAUUGAUAGUUGUUCUCAUGUACUUGAGCGAAAAGCACGGUGGUCGUACAAUCUUAAUUGACCUAGGUUUGGUUGGUCUGUUUGGUGCCUACACUGCCCUUUCCACCAAAGGCGUUGCAUCGCUACUUUCGUUUACUCUAUGGCAUGUCAUCACAUUUCCCAUCUCCUAUUUACUUGUCGCGGUUCUUGUCACAAGUGCCUUGAUGCAAGUGCGUUAUAUCAACCGCGCCCUGCAACGAUUCGACUCUACACAAGUCAUACCUACUCAAUUCGUUCUCUUCACCCUUUCCGUUAUCAUAGGAAGUGCUGUGCUAUACCGCGACUUUGAAUCUGCGACAUUAUCUAGAGCAUUGAAGUUCGUUGGCGGUUGCGCCUUGACGUUUCUCGGAGUGUACUUUAUCACCAGCGGUAGAGUCCGCAGUGAUGAUGAUUAUGAAAUUAGUUACGGCGAUGAAGACGAAGAAGAGGCCGUGGGAUUUCUAAAUGAGGAGCGGUACCGUGAUUCAAUAGAUGAGCCCGCGCCGCUGGAGCCGAGACCACAACGAACGAACAACAUAUCUAGUCCCUUGCGCCGAGAUUCAGUGCGAAGCGCCACUUCAGAAAGACAAAGCUUGAGCACUCCCAAAGGACUCCUUUCGCCGGUUGGCUCCGACCAUGACGGGUCAUUCUCAGAAGAUUCUUUAUCCCAAGAACUUAGCACGCCAUCAUCUCCUCUACGGUCUCAUUCUCUAGCCGACAAUCCCUGGGCUUCGCCUAGUAACAUUAACCAAACUCCAUCCCAAGUCAAUCCACUUGUACAAGAAAGUACACCGGCGACUCCUCCUAAUCGACAUUCAUAUGUAGAACAAACUCCUCCGCUCCUUCUCCGAUUUCCAGCUGCUCCUACACUUGACGAUAAUGCCUCGUCAACAAAUAAUGAGCCUCAUAACCAGCCGACUCAAUCACUUCAAUUACCAGCAGACGCUAAAACACUCACGAGUCGACGCCGGAGCACACCUCGAACCCCACAGUCGAACACAAGGAAUUCUGUCCAUUUACGAUUGACCCCGAGCCCGCUCAUUGCGCCUCUUUCUUCUACUCUGUCUGCUGUUGUAGCAGACUCUCUUUUACGCGGCGAGGGCAGUCCGAAGCACGCACGAAGCAGGUCUCUUAAGGUUCGGAAGCUAGCCGGGGCCCCGCUCAUUCCCGAUAGAAUGAACGACGGUCAACUGUCAGCACACGACUCAGACAUGCUGGUUAGCGGUCAUCGUAAUGAUUCCAGUGCCGUGACUGUCGCCCCAGGUUCGUCUCGCUUUUGUUCUGCGAAUGAUGUACGGCCUACAGAUGACCAAGAACACACUGAUUCCAAGCCGAACCCUGAUCAGGCUGCAAAAAUGAGGAUGCGAAGCUUUAGCGAUUCCAUCAACGGUCACUUAGCCUGGCUUGGAGGGACGCUCCUAGGCUCAAAACGAUCUUCAAGGCCGGCAGUGCCUACUGAAAACGAGCCAGAUAGUCAUCAUGCAGAAUCAUGA